Molecule: messenger RNA, 928 nt
Organism: Bursaphelenchus okinawaensis
Lineage: Eukaryota; Metazoa; Nematoda; Chromadorea; Rhabditida; Aphelenchoididae
Source: the annotation of a GenBank genome assembly
AUGGAUUACGGCAAUUACUUUUCGACCUCAUCCGAUUUGACCAAUCCUUUUAUAUCAUUCGCUACCUCGAACCAGUCCAGUCAGGUCUCCAACAGCACCUCCCAGCAGUUGGCCAACUCGGCGUUGUAUAACAACUACAGUAACUCGUACGGUCAUAUUGCUAAUGGCUCAAGGUAAGUUUUGAUUACUUCACAGUAUGUUCUUUAUUAUUAACAGCCAGAAACGAAGACGUUCUGUUAUAAUCACUUGCUUUGGUUUCAGAAUUCAUCUACCAAACACACAGGCCAAUUCCAGUUCAGCUACAGUACCAGUCACCCAACCAACAGCUAAUGACUAUAAACCUACCGCUGAUUCAAUCCAAAUGUUCCUUAACACAGGUAUGCUAUGAAAGUUGCACAACAUUCAUUCUGAAUUAUUGUACUCAUAGACCACUUAUGUUGAUUUUCAUUAUUAAACAUUACUUUUCAAACCUCUAUUGUAAGCCGUUUUAGGAUUACAAUACAAAUUCUAUCCACCGUCAACCCCUUUCACUUUAUCAAACACAACAUCAGCCAAUCUGUUACCAUCGAACAGCUCGGCGUCGUUGAUGGCAUCUCUACCUGGACAUUCUUUCGUUGGGGCAUUGUGUGGAAACACACUAGCUCUAGGCAACCCGAACGAACGACGAAAACAGCGAAGAAUACGAACAACGUUCUCUCCAAGCCAGUUAAGAGAACUUGAAAGAGCUUUUGCUGAGAGCCAUUACCCAGACAUCUAUACAAGAGAAGACCUUGCUAUGAGGAUUGAUCUGACAGAAGCUCGUGUUCAGGUUUGGUUUCAGAACAGAAGAGCCAAGUUCAGGAAACAAGAAAAGAUCAAGAAACUGAAGGAACAAGGUCAGGUCGCUCUUACGGAAGCCAUAACUAAUGAGGAAGAGAAUCAAUUCUAA